Molecule: messenger RNA, 3748 nt
Organism: Heterobilharzia americana
Lineage: Eukaryota; Metazoa; Platyhelminthes; Trematoda; Strigeidida; Schistosomatidae
Source: the annotation of a GenBank genome assembly
GUCUUUCAUCUUCCAUGAGAGGUUAUAGCAUGACACUGUACAGAUUUUCGAAUAUAUAUGUAUUUGAAUCGAGUAAUCACACAUAAAUUGAAUAAAAACUUGAUUUAAGUAUAUUAAUAUUCAUUAAGACAAACAAAAUUUAAUUAAUCCAAUUAAAUACACCUAUUUUACAUCAAACAUAACACUUUACAGAACAUUUCACAGUUUGAAAUUGCUAACCAUUCAUAAUAAUCUUACUACAUAUAAAUUAUUAAGCCUUAAACAAUAUACUACUUAAUUCUACUACUGAUUAACGAAAACAUAACAGUAUGACUGAUCAUCAUCAUCAUCAGUAUAUUACCAAUCAGAAACAUUCAUCUGUGGAUGGAAAUUGCACAAAAGAUGAUAGUAUAGCGUUUAGUAAUGUCGGUGAAGGUCGUACAUCCAAUUCAGGUAUACUUAUUGAAAAUGAACGUAAAAAUGGUCAAAAUUCAUUUCAGUUAUGGAAUUCACAUACUUAUAGUCAUGUAGGAGUAUGGAAACCACGUAAUCGAUGGGAAAACUUUCUUAUCAUUGCAAUCAUUAUUGUAUUGACUUUGUUAAUUUUAUUUAUCGCUUUGUGGGGAGUUCAACUGGCUGCUUCAAUAAAUCAACCAUGCUUAGAGCCAACAUGCAUCAAAGUUGCUUCAGAAAUCCUUAGCAAUUUGGAUACAAGUGUUUCACCAUGUGAUGAUUUCUAUGCAUUCGCUUGUAAUGGUUGGGUAAAACAGAAUCAUAUCCCACAAGGUCAUAGUAGUUGGUCUGUAAUGCGAAAAUUGUCUAAAAAUGGUGAAUACUUUACCAAAGAAUUACUAGAAAACUCAUCAGUCACAGAUACAAGUCGUGGAUUCAUGUUAGCUAAAAUUUAUUACCAUUCAUGUAUGAAUGAAUCUGUUAUUGAAAGUCGUGGUUUUAAUCCAUUGUAUGAAUAUAUAAGAAAAAUAUUUAAUGGUUGGUUACUAUUACCAGUUGGAAAUUCAGCCACAGGAAAUAAGAACACUGACUUUUUUCAUCCUGAUAAAUUUAACUUGACAGAAAUGUACUUACCUUUACUAAAGUACACGGGCUCAAUACCAUUAUGCCGUAUUUCAGUUGGACAAGAUCAGAUGAAUUCAUCACGAUUUGUUAUAGAUCUUUCAGAAGGAUUUGUUAGUUUACAACGUGAAUAUUAUGUGAACGAUUCUUAUCCAGCCUACUCAAAAAAAACUGAAGCAUUUCGACGCUUCAUGCGUAAUUAUUCACUAUUGCUUGGAGUACCAGACACCUCAUUGCAUGAAAUAGAUAAGGUUUAUGAAUUUGAAAAACAAAUAGCAUUGAGGACUGAAGAACGUAGUGAGAGGGAUCCAGAAAAAAAUUAUGAACUUGUCACGUUGCAAAGUUUAUCAUCUGUUUGUCCAGUGCUUGAUUGGAAUAAAUUAUUUAAUUAUAUUUACAAACCUUUAAACUUUACACUUCCAAAAAAUCAAGUGAUUGCAUUACAUGAUAAAACAUUCUUUCGAGAUAGAUGUGCACUAUACAUGAAAUAUCUACAAACAGAAGAAGGUAUUCGAACUCUACACAAUGCUGCAGUAUGGAGUUUUAUAUGGAAAACAGCUUCACGUAUGCCAAAAAAAGUCAGUGAAAUGCUAGAAGAAUACAGAGAAGCAGAUUCGGGAUUAAAAGUUGAUCCAGAUCGCUGGCAGACAUGUGUCACAGAAGUACACGUCCCAUUUGGGCUAGUGAUUGGAAGACACUUUGUUCAUGAGAGAUUUAAUCAGAAAAGCAAAGAAGCAGCUACAGAAAUGAUUACUGAAAUAAAGAAAGCUUUCAAAGAGAAUUUUGCUAGUGUCGAAUGGAUGCAAGAAGCUGACAAGCAUAAAGCAAUUGAAAAGGUGGACUCAAUGAAAGCUUCAGUUGGUUAUCCACAAAAUAUUAAUAAUCUAACAGAUGAAAAUAAGGAGUAUUCAUAUUACCGAGAUAUGAAUGAAUCAACUUAUUUUGAAAAUAGUCUAUAUUACUCUGAAGCAUUAUUUCUUGAACUAUUACGUGAAUUGAUAGAUCAAGAUCCAGACAAGUGGUCGUUACCAGUAAACAUUGUAAAUGCAUAUUACAAAGAAAAUUCAAAUCAUAUUUAUUUUCCCGCUGGUAUACUUCAGAGCCCAUUAUAUGAUCAUGAACAACCUUUGUCAUUAAAUUUUGGUGGGAUCGGUAUGGUUGUUGGGCAUGAGAUAACUCAUGCUUUUGAUCAGCAUGGUGCAAAGUUUGAUGCUAAAGGCAAUAUGAGAGAUUGGUGGAGUCCGGAAACGUUGGCAGCCUUUGAAAGGAAUUCACAGUGUAUGAUUGAACAAUACAGCAAUUAUUCAAUCCUCAACACAAGCCUCAAUGGAAAAAUGACUUUGGGAGAAAAUAUCGCCGAUAAUGGAGGUAUCAAGGCUGCUUAUAAAGCUUUUAAAAAGCUUGAAGCCAAAUAUUCAGACAAGCCUAUUUUACCUGGUCUCAAGUUCACACCUGAUCAGUUAUUUUUCAUUGGAUUUGCACAGCUCUGGUGUUUUAAAAGCCUCCAUCAAUCAAUUCUUAAUACAGUACUCUUUGAUGUACACACAGUAGAACAGUACAGGGUAAUUGGUACUGUAACAAAUUCAGAGGAUUUCGCUAGAGUUUUCAAUUGUCCUGCUGGAUCACCAAUGAAUCCAAUUAAAAAGUGUAAUGUAUGGUAAAUGCUUCUAUUAAUUCUACAGAUUUUCACUUCAAAGAAAUUAAUCUAUUCUCUCUUUUUUCAUUCCCACUUCUUUAUUCAUUCCACCACUUCAUAUAAACUUUUAUCCGUAUUUAUUAUUGUUACUCUUAUCAUCUUCAUUGUUAUCAAUAUUAACAGCAUAAUUAUGCAAAUAAACAAAGGUGAUUGAACCUGAUUCUACUGCUUUACCUAUAUGAUAUUGUCUUAAAAGUAGUAUGUCGUAAUUUUUCAACUUGUGUGUAUGUAUGUGUAUGUGGUGUUGAAGAGGAUAAAUGUCUUGAUAUUACUUUUACAAAGUUAAGUAAGUAUUUGUUUUAAGUGUGGAUAUAUUUCAUUGUUUGUUCAUUUAUACGGAUGCGUGAAUGAAUACUUGUUUUGCAUGCUUGUGUAUGCAAACAAAUAGUCAUGUUGUUUUUUUUAUCGACAUUGUUAAUAAUUGAACAAUUGAACACUGAAUUCAUAAGUACACAUAAUUUAUUGUAAUUUUCAAAAAUUAUGAAGAAUGUAUCUUUGUGAUUAUAUUAACUAAAUUGUUUGUGAAGAUCAUCUUACUUGUUUGUUUUCUCAAUUUGUUUGUAUGAUUCUAUCAUUAAAUGUUUUUUCCUCAUCUCAUUUAUCUUUCUGUUUAGUAUGUGUUUCUCUGUGUUUAUUUGUGUUCGCGCCAUUGUGUGCGCGCUUGCCUUGAAUUGAUCAGUGACAAAAACGAAACAGACUUAUUUUAUUACUUCUGUUACCCUUAUAAUUAGUUACAGAUAUCUAAAACACUGAAAUAAGCUGUUCGUAUUACACUGAGUUCAGUUUGUUAAUUGUAUUGUUUUACUGUCUAAAUAAGGUUUCUGUUUUUUAAAAAUUUUCAUGCAUGCAUAUAUGUGCGUAUGUUUAGUUUUCAUUUCACCACUGUGCAACGUAUUUAACAGUUUAGCAAAACGGUUUGUUUUUCAUCUCACUUAUUACUCGUUAUUCUGCCUUUAUUUCGAAUGAACCGUUUGAUAAUAAUUAUUAUUAUUAUUAGUC